CUUGAGAUGAUUUCACGUAUCCAUACAAAAGUGACGCCACACACAAUGGUGGCUUCCCAACGAAUACAGCAGUCUCAGUCGCAAGUAAUCAUCAACAUACACACAGACAGUAGACUAUUCGACUGUGUGCUCAAAUAAGAUCUUGCACACACGCGGGUCUCGAUGCAUGCCCUGUAUAAACGGACGCAAUCAUGCGAGUCCAAGAAUGUCUCUAUCAGCAAUAGCCGUACCAAUUGCACUGUUCUCCCCAUGAAUUGAAUGCAUUCGAAGUCCACCAGCGCAUUAUACAGAGCCUCGUGUUUGCUCUUGACAAUUACGCACUCAUUGUCGCCGAGAUGGCCUUGAUAUGGACUGGAAGGAAUCCCAUACAUCUCAUUCGUGAUGCCUUGUGCGUCCUCCUCUGCCGUAUCUGGAUCGAAACAGAAGAACUUCUGCACACACACUCACUCGUUCAGAAACGCUCCAUUCAUUUGGUCCUACUGAACUUGCCUGCAGCACAGGGAUAAGCGCCUCACGGCCCAAGAAGGCGUCAUACCUGUUUCACAAGUAAAAUUCACGUGACUCGAUUGUUACUGUCAAUGUAAGGCAUGUAACUGUACAUUAGCCGGAUGCCUUUGUGACCAUAUCCAUAAGACCAACACUGCACAACACAAUACAAUACAUAGUGCAGUGAGCAUCGCGCAACCGCUGGCCUCUCACUCUCACCUGCACCUUAAAGGCAGCGGUAUUAUCGGCAGUCCCGGGAAGCGUCAUGAUGAGAGCUGAGGAUGGGACUCGACGAAGCUUCUCCGGCAGUACGCAUAUCGGGCCAGGACUAAGGGACCGCGCUUUGUGACCUGAGAUGGAACGCACGUGCUCACAAAGGGCAGAAAGUGGUUUACAUGCUCUGCGUCCACUGACCGAGCAGUCGAACUUUCCAUCGCCCCUCCUCAUUCAGAAACUCCACAAGCACGCACAAGUUGUUGUUGAGCUCUGGCCGCCUUGCAAGUCUCACCAGCAGCGCUCGUGACCCGGGCGACAGAUCACCCGUCAUGGUGGGAUGGGGAGAUCUGCGAGCUCACUGGCGAGGAC
Molecule: messenger RNA, 1071 nt
Organism: Vitrella brassicaformis
Lineage: Eukaryota; Vitrellaceae
Source: the annotation of a GenBank genome assembly